Messenger RNA from Lathyrus sativus (Indian pea), 4890 nucleotides. Lineage: Eukaryota; Viridiplantae; Streptophyta; Magnoliopsida; Fabales; Fabaceae. The record is from the annotation of a GenBank genome assembly.
AUGGGGUUUAGAUCUCGUUAUUGUUUUCUUCUCUUUUUAGUUGCAAUCUCUUUCUCUCUUAUCGUUGCUUCCGAUAAUCGAAAACUCAAAAAUGUCCAAACCGCCCUUCACGCUAAAUGGCCCGGUACUCCUCUUCUCUUAGAAGCCAGCGAAUUAUUAUCUAAACAACACCAACACUUUUUCUGGAACUUCAUUGACAUUUGGAUUAAUGCUAAUCAUAAUCCUAAUCCUGAUGUUAAUGACACUUACACAGCUAAAGACUGUGUUAAGAAGAUUCUAGAACAUGGUCGUUCACUUUUAACGGAACCGUUAGCGUCAUUGUUUGAAUUUUCCCUAAUUUUGAGAUCAGCUUCACCUACGAUUGCGCUUUAUCGUCAAUUGGCUCGCGAUUCGUUAUCGUCGUUUCCGCUGAUACAUCACGGUCAUGAACUCGUUGAAGCGAAGAACAAUAACACGCAAUUGGAUCCUCUUGGUGUUGGUGUUAGUCUCCAGAGUCCUGGAGGGAAAUGCUGCUGGAUUGAUACUGGUGAACAUUUGUUUUUCGAAGUUUCGGAAUUGCAAGCUUGGCUUCAGGGUUCUCGUGAUCCUCAACAGGUGGGUGAUUCGUUUCAAAGUCCUCCGGUGUUUGAUUUUGAUCAUAUUCAUUUUGAUUCAACUGCUGGGAGUCCAGUUGCUAUCCUUUAUGGUGCUCUUGGGACCCAUUGCUUUAAGGAGUUUCAUGUUGCUCUUCUCGAGGCUGCGAAACAGGGAAAAGUUAAAUAUGUCCUGAGACCGGUGUUGCCAGCUGGAUGUGAAGCACAUAUUGGCCACUGUGGCUCUGUUGGUCUGAGCGAGACAGUAAACUUGGGUGGUUAUGGCGUGGAACUUGCUUUAAAGAAUAUGGAAUAUAAGGCCAUGGAUGAUAGUGCAAUUAAAAAAGGUGUGACUUUGGAGGAUCCUCGCAUUGAAGAUCUUAGCCAAGAAGUUAGAGGAUUCAUAUUCUCUAAAAUUCUGGAUCGUAAGCCUGAGUUAGCAUCUGAGAUCAUGGCUUUCAGGGAUUAUCUACUGUCAUCAACUAUAUCAGAUACACUUGAUGUCUGGGAACUUAAAGAUCUAGGACAUCAAACUGUACAGAGAAUAGUCCGUGCUUCCGAUCCUCUGCAGUCAAUGCAGGAUAUUAAUCAAAAUUUCCCUAGCAUAGUUUCUUAUUUGUCUCGCAUGAAGCUUGAUGAUUCUGUUCGAGAUGAAAUAACUGCAAACCAGCGGAUGAUCCCACCUGGCAAGUCUUUAAUGGCAAUCAACGGCGCUUUAAUCACUGUCGAAGAGAUUGACCUUUAUAUGUUGAUUGACUUGGUUCAUCAGGAUCUUCUGUUGGCUGAUCAGUUCUCAAAAUUGAAGAUUCCUCGUAGCACUGUGCAAAAACUGCUGUCAACUUUACCUCCACCAGAGUCGGAUAUGUUUCGUGUUGAUUUUCGUUCUACUCAUGUUCAUUAUCUGAACAACUUGGAAGAAGAUGGCAAGUACAAAUGGUGGAGGAACAAUCUAAAUGAGAUCUUGAUGCCAGUCUUCCCUGGGCAGCUACGUCAAAUCCGUAAAAAUCUUUUUCAUGCUGUUUUUAUUCUUGAUCCAGCAACCACUUGUGGUCUUGAGUCCAUUGAUAUGAUCAUAUCUUUGUAUGAGAAUAGUUUUCCUGUGAGAUUUGGUGUUAUACUGUUUUCUUCAAAGUACAUCACACAGUUAGAGGAUCAUUCUACCAAAGAGGAUGGAGAUAAAUUUGAGGAUGACAAGUCUGAUAUGAUCAUACGUCUCUUCAGCUAUAUCAAGGGGAACUAUGGUAUUGAAAUGGCUUUCAAGUUUUUGAGCAAUGUUAACAAAUUACGCAUUGAAUCAGACGAUGAUGCAGACGAGGCUCACCUUGAACCGCACCAUGUUGAAUCAGCGUUUGUGGAAACAAUAUUACCAAAGGUAAAAUCCCCUCCUCAAGAGAUAUUACUAAAGCUGAAGGAGCCAGAGUUGAAGGAAUUGUCACAAGAAAGCUCCAAGACUGUAUUUAAGCUUGGUUUAUCUAAGAUUCAAUGUUCUUUGUUGAUGAAUGGACUUUUUAUUGAUCCCACCGAGGAAGCUCUACUAAAUGCCUUGAAUGAUGAGACUCAGAGAUUACAGGAACAAGUAUAUUUUGGACAAAUAAAAUCUCACACUGAUGUAUUGGACAAGCUCCUAUCAGAAGCUGGUAUUCAACGCUAUAAUCCUCGGAUUAUUUCUGAUAACAAACCAAGGUUCAUAUCUCUUGCGAUGUUUACUUUGGGAGAGGCAUCUAUACUAGACGGAAUUAACUAUUUGCAUUCUCCUGGAACAAUGGAUGAUUUGAAGCCCGUGACACAUCUUUUUGCCGUUGACAUCACUUUAGCGAGUGGGAUUAAGUUACUUCACCAAGGCUUAAAUUAUCUGAUAGAAGGGUCCAAAGAUGCUCGUGUAGGUCUUCUGUUUAGUGGCAAUCAUACUACAAAUUUAUUUAGCCUCCUUUUUGUGAAGGCUUUUGAAAUUACUACAUCCUCAUAUAGCCAUAAAAAGCAUACAUUAAACUUUUUGGAUCAGCUGUCCUCAGUCUAUCAGCAGAAAUACAUCCUUACAUCUCCUGUGGAUGUUUAUGGGACCCAAGCAUUUAUUGAUGAGAUCUGCAAGCUUGCUGAGUCUAACGGGUUACCAUCUGAGAGCUUUAGAUCUUCCCUCUCAGAAUUUUCUGCUGUUGAAGUGAGAAGCCAUUUGAGUGAGGCAGAGAAGUUUUUGUCUACAGCCCUUGGGUCUGAAUCUGGUGUCAAUGCUAUCUUUACUAAUGGAAGGGUUACUUGUCCUAUUGACGAGGGCACAUUUUUGAGUGCUGAUCUGCAUCUUCUUGAAUCGAUAGAGCUUAAGAAGAGGACGAAGCAUAUUGUGGAAAUUAUUGAAGAGGUGAAAUGGCAAGAUGUUGACCCUGACAUGCUGACAAGCAAAUUCAUUAGUGAUAUUGUCAUGUCUGUAUCAUCUUCAAUGUCUAUGAGAGAGCGGAGUUCUGAAAGUGCUCGUUUUGAGGUUUUGAGUGAUCAACACAGUGCCAUUAUUCUAAACAGUGAAAAUUCUAGCAUUCAUAUUGAUGCGGUUUUAGAUCCUUUAAGUCCAACCAGCCAGAAGUUGUCUGGAAUUCUUCGAGUUUUGUGGAAAUACAUUCAGCCCAGCAUGAGAAUUGUACUGAAUCCAAUGAGUUCCCUUGUUGAUCUUCCUCUGAAGAACUAUUACAGAUAUGUAGUGCCGACAAUGGAUGAUUUUAGCAACACUGAUUCUUCGAUAAAUGGCCCAAAAGCAUUUUUUGCCAACAUGCCAUUAUCUAAGACUCUCACCAUGAAUCUUGAUGUUCCAGAGCCCUGGCUUAUUGAGCCUGUUCUCACUGUUCAUGACCUGGAUAACAUUCUGCUUGAGAACCUUGGCGACACAAGAACGCUGCAAGCAGCUUUUGAACUUGAAGCUCUUGUCCUCACAGGUCAUUGCUCUGAGAAAGAUCACGAUCCUCCACGAGGUCUUCAGCUGAUUCUUGGAACCAAAACUUCACCCCAUUUAGUUGAUACCCUUGUGAUGGCCAAUCUUGGUUAUUGGCAAAUGAAAGUUGCUCCUGGUGUUUGGUUCUUGCAGCUUGCUCCUGGUAGAAGUUCUGAGCUGUAUAUUUUUAAGGAAGAUGAUGAUGGAAGUAGGAAUAGGCAAUCAUCAAAACUCAUCACUAUUAAUAGUUUACGGGGUAAAGUAGUUCAUAUGGAAGUAGUGAAAAGAAAGGGCAAGGAAGAUGAGAAAUUGUUGAUUCCUGAUAAUGAUGACGAUCUGCAAGAUAAGAAAGGAAGUAGGUGGAAUUCUAACAUACUAAAAUGGGCUUCUGGUUUCAUCAGUAGCAAUGAACAAUCGAAAAAUGCUGAAAGCAAUUCACUUGAGACUGCAAAAGGGGGAAGGCAUGGAAAAACAAUUAAUAUCUUUUCAAUUGCAUCUGGGCACUUAUAUGAGCGCUUUUUGAAGAUUAUGAUUCUAAGUGUUCUAAAGAAUACCCAGCGCCCAGUGAAAUUCUGGUUCAUAAAGAACUAUCUCUCUCCUCCUUUUAAGGAUCUAAUUCCCCACAUGUCUAAAGAGUACGGUUUUGAAUAUGAACUAAUCACAUACAAAUGGCCUACUUGGUUGCAUAAGCAGAAAGAAAAGCAGCGAAUAAUUUGGGCAUAUAAAAUUUUAUUCCUGGAUGUCAUCUUUCCCCUUUCCUUGGAGAAGGUCAUUUUUGUGGAUGCUGAUCAGAUUGUCAGGACCGACAUGGGAGAACUCUACGACAUGGACUUAAAAGGAAGACCUUUGGCUUAUACUCCAUUUUGUGAUAACAAUAGGGAGAUGGAUGGAUAUCGGUUUUGGAGACAAGGUUUCUGGAAGGAUCAUUUGCGGGGGAGACCGUAUCAUAUUAGUGCUUUGUAUGUUGUUGAUUUGAAGAAGUUCCGAGAGACUGCUGCUGGAGAUAAUCUCCGAGUUUUCUAUGAAACCCUUAGCAAAGAUCCAAAUAGUCUAGCCAACUUGGAUCAGGAUCUUCCUAAUUAUGCUCAGCAUACCGUGCCCAUUUUUUCUUUGCCACAAGAAUGGCUAUGGUGCGAGUCAUGGUGUGGUAAUGCUACAAAAUCCAAGGCAAAAACAAUUGAUCUGUGCAACAAUCCAAUGACAAAAGAGCCCAAACUUCAGGGUGCUAGACGAAUUGUAUCUGAGUGGCCAGACCUUGAUUUAGAGGCAAGAACAUUCACUGCACGAAUCUUGGGUGAUGAUCAAGAACCUAUUCAAUCCCCUAACGAAUCUAAUGAAUCCAAGGAUUCGACUAAUGAAGAUGCAUUGAAAGAAGACUUGGAAUCCAAGGCAGAAUUAUGA